Messenger RNA from Oncorhynchus masou masou (cherry salmon), 3024 nucleotides. Its product is annotated as zinc finger protein 664-like. The transcript is spliced from 2 exons. Gene Ontology annotation, molecular function: DNA-binding transcription factor activity, RNA polymerase II-specific; RNA polymerase II cis-regulatory region sequence-specific DNA binding. Bases 857 to 2350 code for a protein of 497 amino acids. Gene Ontology annotation, cellular component: nucleus. Gene Ontology annotation, biological process: regulation of transcription by RNA polymerase II. The record is from RefSeq and is a predicted model, not a curated record. Lineage: Eukaryota; Metazoa; Chordata; Actinopteri; Salmoniformes; Salmonidae.
CAGGCAGGGACCACAUUACUGCAAGACAAAAUCAUUUGGUCAAUUAAUCAUGUUGGUCUUGUAAGUAUUAAAGCAGUGUGUUAAUUGAAUUUAAACUCAAUAAAUAAAUCAUUUUGAAGACCCUGGUCCUUCCCCCACCAGCAGCCAACCAGCAGUGCAGCUACCAGUCCCAGGGGUCCCCUCAAGGAGUUAUACUGACAGACACCUGUAGGAUACAUUGCUUUAUAAAAUAAGCAACAACCACUCAGACCAAUUCCAGGAUUUAAUUUAAUCAUAUGUUUUAUAGUGUUAAAUAUGUCAUUAUAGUGUUGCAUGUUUUGUAGAGUUUAAAAAAAUGUUUAUUGUGUUACAUAAUAUUUUAUAGUGUUAAAUAAUGGUAGGUCUACAUCAUGUUUCUUUGUAUAUGCUGGAACAGUCACACCCAUGGCUCUCACGCUAGUUCCACUUCUACCUACAUAAUAUGUUAAGGAAUCCCUAGUUAUCUUUCCUUCCUCCCUAACUGUGCACUUGUUCACUUUCCUUCACUGAUUUGAAAGGAAAUGGCUGUUAUGAAACAUAUGGUGGAUUCUCCCACUAUCACAUGACUCCACCAAUCCAAAGAUGUUUUUUUCUCUCUUUGGUACAAUUGUCAUAAGUAUGUUGUAGAUUUUCGUAACUGUAAGUACAACGAUGUUCCUGUCAUUUGUUAACAAUACAUUUAACUAUCAUUUAAUCAAACUGCUAAAAACUGAAUUACAUAAGCAAAAUUGUAAAGUGUAGUGAACGGUUUCACACUUCAGGAGAAAGGAGGUAUUAUAAGGAUGCAGUCAUCAAUCAGAGAUUUAGACUAAUCAAAUGUUUGGUCUAAUGAUAUUCUAUGUACAAUACUUCCUGUGGUCACCAGGACAGAGCUAGUCCGUCCCCCUCCACCCUGCCGGAGUCCCCUGGUCACAACUCUCCUGGUAACAUCUUACUGCUGGAUCUGAAGAGGGAUUCUGUGUUGCUGGUCGACUGCAGGAAAACACCAGGGCAGAGUGGAACUGUGAGAGAAGGACACAAGGAGGGAGAUGGAGAUCUGAUUUCAUCAAGUCUUUAUUUUACAGGGGACACCCCUUACCAUCGUUCUCUUAGUGGGAGGGGCUUAUCAUCUGGGGAGCCUCAACAGCAUGUUGCUGAGGAGACAGAGAAGAGUCUCUCCAGAUCAGAACAUCUCAAGAAACACCAGCAGAGACGUACAGGGAAGAUACCUCACCACUGCUGCUCUGGCUGUGGGAAGAGUUUCACAAGCCAGAGUGGCUUCAUUAUUCACUGUGAUCAGUGUGGGAAGAGUUUUGCUGCAUCUAACACCUUCAAAUCUAAUGUAAGAAUUCAUACAGGGGAGAAGCCUUAUCGCUGUGAUCAGUGUGGAAAGAGCUUCAAACAUUCAGGCAGCCUGACUACACACCAGCUAAUGCACACUGGAGAGAAGCCUUAUAAGUGUGAUCAGUGUGGAAAGAGCUUUGCUGCAGCUUCCGUCCUGAUUAUACACCAGCGUGUACACACAGGAGAGAAGCCUUAUAGCUGUGAUCAGUGUGGGAAGAGCUUCAGUCACUCAGGCAACCUGACUACACACCAGCUAAUGCACACUGGAGUGAAGCCUUAUAGUUGUGAUCAGUGUGGAAAGAGCUUUGCUGCAGCUUCCUCCCUGAUUAUACACCAGCGUGUACACACAGGAGAGAAACCUUAUUGCUGUGAUCAGUGUGGAAAGAGCUUUGCUGUAGCUUCCUCCCUGAUUAUACACCAGCGUGUACACACAGGAGAGAAGCCUUAUAGCUGUGAUCAGUGUGGGAAGAGCUUUGCUGCAGCUUCCUCCCUGAUUAUACACCAGCGUGUACACACAGGAGAGAAGCCUUAUAGUUGUGAUCAGUGUGGAAAGAGCUUUGCUGUAGCUUCCGCCCUGAUUGUACACCAGCGUGUACACACAGGAGAGAAGCCUUAUAGCUGUGAUCAGUGUGGAAGGAGCUUUGCUGUAUCAGGAAAGCUAACUAGACACCAGCUAACACACACAGGAGAGAGGCCGUAUAGCUGUGAUCAGUGUGGGAAGAACUUUGCUGUAGCUUCCAACCUGAUUAGACACCAGGUAACACACACAGGAGAGAGAACUUAUGUCUGUCUAUGUGGGAAGAGCUUUGCUCGAGCUUCCUCCCUCACUAUACACCAGCGAAUGCACACUGGAGAGAGGCCUUAUAGCUGUGAUCAGUGUGGAAAGAGCUUUGCUGUAUCAGGAAAACUAACUACACAUCAGCAAACACCCACAGGAGAAAGGCCUUAUAUCUGUGAUCAGUGUGGGAAGCGUUUCAGUCAGUUAUGGACCCUUUAUUCACACCAGUGAAGACACACUGGAGAAGGAACCUUAUGUCUGUCCAGGUGGGAAGAGCUUUGUUUAUUUAGGGCCAAUGAGAAAACACCAGAAAACACAAACAUGCUGUAUUUCAUCUCCCUCCCUUCUGGCACCGGUUCCAGAUCCCUAAAUAAAGGAUCAGUAGAAAACAUCUUGUGAACAGUCAUAUCCAUCUCCCAUUCUUAAAUAGUUUCCUCAGUCUGAUCACCAUGGUAACCUCUGUGGAGCAUAAUAUGCAGCUCUGAUCUAGGAUCAGGUCUCCCCUGUGUCUUUGUAAUAUCACACAUUGAUCUACAUGGAUAAAUGGUAUCAUAGGAAAUGUCAUAGUGAACCUGUGGGGGGAUGUUGAUAAUAGUAUCUUCUUUCAUGUACUCAUGAUACUAUUAUUAUUAAAUGUCAUUAUGUAGAAUGUUUCAACAAUAGGUGUAUAUUCAUGUAUUCAAUUGAUCAAUACAAUCAAUCCAUUAUCUUCUAAACAAGAAAUUAUCACUUAAAUUGUGUAUUUUAUAAAUCUGUAUUGAUUAAAAUGAUCCUAAAUCUAAUCCAUAAUAUAUUGGAUAAUUAUUUCCAUGAGUUCAAGGCAAGAUCUUUGUAUACUGUGUCUUGUAUCAACGGUUAAUGUAAUAACUUUUAGAUUUAUAAUGUAAUAAAGCCGGUAAAUGUAA